UAGCGCGACCACUUCCGGCCUCCGCAGCUCGGCGCCGUGACCGGGUGGGAAAAUGUCAAAAGUUACUUUUAAAAUCACACUGACAUCAGAUCCAAAGUUGCCAUACAAAGUGCUGAGUGUACCUGAAGCCACCCCUUUCACUGCAGUUUUGAAGUUUGCAGCAGAAGAGUUUAAAGUACCUGCAGCGAGCAGUGCUAUUAUAACGAAUGAUGGAAUCGGAAUCAACCCAGCUCAAACAGCAGGAAAUAUUUUCUUGAAGCAUGGGUCAGAACUGCGACUUAUUCCUAGAGAUCGAGUCGGAAGCCAUUAACAGUUUUUCACCUAGAACGUAUCACUCUGCUGAAGAGAGCUAUUUUUAGAUUUGUUUUGAACAUGAGACUUUCUGAUUUUAAUAUGCAUUCAUUUUAAGUACUAGUUGGAUGCCAAGAGUCUGAUGAAAUGUAAUCAUUAAGUGGUGUAUGCAAGGAAUUUUCCAAAGCAUUCUUCAUGAAGACUGUUUGUAAAAUGCCUGGCAUUAAAUGAUUGGUUACAUUCCCAAGUAUUUUGAACUGUAUUGUUUGUUUCCUUCCUUCAUUCAAGAGAGAUGAAUGCUGAAAUUUAUUUAUCUAAAGGUAAACUGUAGAAACUUUAAUUAUAUCCCAUCCUAAAACUAUAAGUUUUGAAGUAUAUAUAAUGUUUCAAAAUAAAAACUUAUUUUGUUCAUUGGUUGGAAUUGGUACAGCUUGUCUGGGCAAAAUAUUCUGAACCUUAUUGUUGUAGCCAGAGAUGAAAAUAAAUUAGCUAUCCGAAAUGCUUUAAUUGACAAAACUGUCCUUAAAUUUGACUUAGUUGCAAGCAAGAGUUGCACCCUGUCAGUUUUAUUCCCAAACCUGAAACUGACUGCUUGUACCUAUUAAAAACAAGUAUUAGAUGAGCAACCAUCAAAUCAGGUUUUUUUUUUAUCCUUAUUCAUUCCCUUGGAUUUUAAAUUUUAAAUGAUCAGCCAUGGAAUUUUGAAGUUAAAUUUGUGUCUAAAGCAAUUUAUCAUGAAUGCUGUUCAUUGGAAGACUAACAGAGACUAUGAAGGUCUUAAUGUAAGCCUUAGUUAAUGUAAGUUGUUUCAUAUUAAUCUAUAUUGUGAUUAGUUUUAUUCGUGUUAAUAAGCUGGACCAAAACCAGAAUGUAUUAAUCAUUUUGCUAUUUCAUUGUAGUAAAAUUAUUGCAUUUCGGAAGUUUUUUCUUAAGCACAGAUAUUAACGUACUAAUCUUUUGCUAACAAGGAGAAGUGAAUGCAAUAUGCCAGCAUUACACUUUUAAGAACUUAGGAAAACUUAAGAUUGGUUGAAAGAGAGAGAUUAACUUAUCACUUGAGGCCCUUCAGAAAAUGAUGUAUUUGUCACAAUUUCGUCCUUUUGCUAUGUUGAGUCUGCAGCUUCCUACUGCCCAGCUUGUUUCACUUGACCAGAAGAAUUGGUAAUGGAAUAAAAGUAACUGAUUGCCUUUUUGAAUAUCUGAAUAUUGUCUUUAUUGAAUCUUAAAAUAUAAGUUAGCAAAAACAAACCAGUAAAUAUUUGCCAUUCCACCUUUUUCAUUCUUAUUUAAGUUGGUGUAUAAAUUGCAAUAACUUAGUAAAAGAUUUAAUCAGAA
Messenger RNA from Mobula hypostoma (lesser devil ray), 1626 nucleotides. RefSeq names its product ubiquitin-fold modifier 1 (gene ufm1). NCBI's taxonomy places the organism in Eukaryota, Metazoa, Chordata, Chondrichthyes, Myliobatiformes, Myliobatidae. The transcript is spliced from 6 exons. Gene Ontology annotation, cellular component: cytoplasm; nucleus. The record is from RefSeq and is a predicted model, not a curated record. Bases 53 to 310 code for a protein of 85 amino acids. Gene Ontology annotation, biological process: protein K69-linked ufmylation.